UUCACGGUGAGCGGAAGCAAAGAUGGCGGUGUUUCUGUAACGCAGGGCGGCUAAUGAGCAACGUCAACACGCAAAGAUAAUAGAUAACGCACUUCAUAGCUUUGGAUAUUAUAUCGCUGACGAUAUAUGUGUGUAUAUUUACUGUUGUUAAAGUGUAGCUGUUUGUAAGACGUCGUGUCGAUAAUGACAGAGCAAUAACAACACAGCAGCUAAACACAGGCAGCUAAUGCAGGCAGCUUGGUGUUCUGUAGCCCAGAUUUCUGUUCCUCUGGGGUUCUGAUAUGUCUCUCAGGUAGUUUAGUCAGGUGUAAAUCUUCUCCUUUUGCGUUGCAAUGGCGUCCGCCGAAGACGUCCGAGCACUCGACAACCUCUCAGUGAGCUCACUUCUGUCUGGGGAGCUGGAGGAUGGGAAAGAGGGUGAGGACGAUGAGUUGGGUGACCUGGAAGUGAACCCUUAUGAUGGAUUACCCUUCUCAUCACGUUAUUACUCCCUACUGGAGGAACGGCGGACUCUGCCCAUCUGGGGAGUGAAGUACAACUUGCUGGAGCUGCUGGAGACACACAGCAUGGUGGUGUUGAGUGGAGAGGCUGGCAUGGGCAAGAGCACACAAGUCCCUCAGUGGUGUGUGGAGUACGCGCUCUCUCUGCAGUUUACUCAGGGUCUGGUUUGCUGCUGUCAGCCGUACUCAGCAGCAGCAUGCAGCUUGGCCAUUCAUGUAGCUGAUGAAAUGGACCUGAGUCUGGGCCUUGAAGUUGGUUACAGGGUCCCUCAUGAUGACGGCUGCACAUCAGACACUUUACUACGAUUUGUCACAGAUGCACUGCUGCUGGAGGAGAUGAUGUCAGACCCCCUGUUGCGGCGCUACGGCGUGCUGGUGGUGGACGAGGUGCAGGAGCGCACAGUAGCCAGCGACGUGCUCCUGGGCCUGCUGCGUGAUGUGUGCCGGCAGCGUACAGAGCUUCGUGUGGUGGUUCUUGCUACGCCCCCUGUGGCCGAUAUCGUCGCAGAUUUCUUGGGCGAAGAAGUACCUCAUCUCAAAGUUCCUCCUGCGUUGGAUCGGACUGCUUCAGAAACGCUAUACAGAGAUCAAACGGCUGGCAGAGACCCGGCCACGGCCGCAUGCCACAUGGUGCUGGAUCUUCACCGACGAGGAGAGGAAGGAGAUAUACUAGUUUUCCUGCCCAGUGCACAGGAAAUCGGUGAUUGUGCGACUCUGUUGGAGAAGGAGUGUGUAGCUCUGAGCCCACAGCUGGGCGCCUUACGGGUCGUGCCGCUCCACACAGGCCUCGGCGCAGACGCUCGGCACGUUUACACAGCAGACGGUGAUGACAGCCAAGCCGAAACAAAAGAAGAAAAGAAAUCCGGGCCGUGUAUAAGACGCAGGGUGGUACUUUCAGACGCUCUGGGAGAAGCCUCGUUCUCUUUGCCUAACAUUCGUUACGUCAUCGAUACAGGAGUUGAACUGAAAACUGUGUACAGUCCACAGAUUCGAGCUGACUCCCAGGUUCAGCGGCCGAUCAGCAAGCACCAGGCAGACGGCCGCGCUCAGAAAGUGAACAGCUCGCUGCCGGGAGCGUGUUUUCGUCUGUACCCCCAAUCCCUGUAUGAGGAGGGAAUGCCUGAAGCUCGGUGUCCUGGAGUAGCCGAGGCGAAUCUCAGCCACCUGGUCCUGUUUCUUAAAAGACUGGAUAUCGCCGAUAUGGGCCAGUGCAAGUUCCUGGACCGGCCAGCUCCAGAAGCUCUGAUGCAGGCUCUUGAGGACUUGGAUUACCUUGCUGCUCUGGAUGAUGACGGGAACCUAUCAGAGGUGGGCAUCAUCAUGUCUGAGCUCCCUCUGGAACCACCGCUGGCCAGAGCCCUUAUCGCAGCCUGCGAGUUUGACUGCGUUAGUGAAAUUCUGACCAUCGCUGCAAUGCUAACCGCUCCUUCAUGCUUUGCGAUUCCUCCACCCAAUAAAGAAGAAGCAGCAUUAACUCAUAGACGCCCCCUUUUGCACCCAGACGGAGACCAUCUGACCCUCAUUAACAUCUACAAUGCCUACGUACAGCACAACGAGGACGAAGCCUGGUGCAACACUAACUUCCUGAACGCCUCUGCAUUGCGAUUGGCUGUGGCUAUAAGGGCGGAGCUCCUCGAGGUGAUGCAGCGAAUUGAAUUGCCCGUUUCUCCGCCUGCCUUCGGCUGCCAAGACAACACUACCAAUAUAAAGCGGGCGCUCAUCUCUGGGUUCUUCCUUAAGGUUGCUCACGAUGUAGACGGGGCAGGGAACUAUUUACUGCUGACUCACCGGCAUGUGGCUCACCUGCACCCUUUCUCUUCAUACCUGAGCCGCCGGCCACGUCCCAAUCCUCCCAGCUGGGUCCUCUAUCAUGACUUCACGAUCUCACACGACAACUGCAUCCGCAUCGUCUCUGAAGUUCAUCCACACAUGUUGGUGGAAGUAGCCCCUCAGUACUAUUUGGAGAAUCUUCCUCCCAGCGAAGGCAGGGACUUAUUAAUGGAGAUCAGACAGUGUGUUUUUCCGCCAGAAGAACAAGAGAACGAAGACGGUGAAGACGAAGCACACGGACAGCAAUCAGGAGAACAUCGAGACCAGUACAGUACAGAGAUGUGUGUGCUUCAGUGAGGCACUUCCUGAAUUUCCCAUUAUCUUAUUAUAAAUGAACAGUUUUCACAGCACAGAAUCUGGAAAAAUUCAGUUUUACUUAGUUUUUGCUAUAAUGUGCUCGCUUUAGUACCGACAAGCUCAUACGAUGCCGUUAGGAUCCUGCUUACGCAGGAAAAACAACAGAAUAUAGACAGACAUUUAAAUACUGGAAAAAUGUUAAGCAAUAAUGAGCAUGAUGUCCAGACUUCAUACAAUUAGAACUUGUAAUAUUUAGCAUUUUUCUAACUUCAGACAUCAUUUACUGAGAUAUUUUAAUCCAGGCUGCAUGUUUUGAACUCGGUUGUCUGUUGUGAAUAGAAGAAACUCAAGUCCAUCCCUUGCUCUCUUUUCAUGGAUGUAUAUAGUGUUUUAAGUAGAAUAAUAAUUCAGGGUUAUAUGAGCCUCGAGAACAGACUUGAAAUUGAUCUCUGGAUUUUUCUCAGGGUUGUUUUCACAAACCCUUAUUUUGCUUGUACGAUGUGUUUUCUACUAUUUAGUCUUUGUUUUUUGUUUUUCUGAACAAACUUUUGGCUACUUCUAUUAAUUUAAAUUCUGAGGUUUUCUGAACAAACUUUUGGCUACUUCUAUUAAUUUAAAAAGGUUGUGUGUGUAAAUUACUCAUGUAAAUACUUUUUUUCUCUCAUAACACUAAUAGAGCACAACAGAAACCUGUAUUUUGUCUUUGCAAUCAAAGUUUAAGGAAAUUUUAGUUAGACUCAGCAUCACAUUAUUGUCUAAAUAAUUAUCCUAUAGGCUUGAAUAAACAAAGCUGUUUUUUUUUUCCCUCUA
Messenger RNA from Tachysurus vachellii, 3437 nucleotides. RefSeq names its product DEAQ box RNA-dependent ATPase 1 (gene dqx1). The coding region runs from base 333 to 2627 and encodes 764 amino acids. The record is from RefSeq and is a predicted model, not a curated record. Gene Ontology annotation, molecular function: RNA binding. NCBI's taxonomy places the organism in Eukaryota, Metazoa, Chordata, Actinopteri, Siluriformes, Bagridae. The transcript has 12 exons. Gene Ontology annotation, cellular component: intracellular anatomical structure; spliceosomal complex.